This is a messenger RNA of Lobosporangium transversale, 759 nucleotides long. Its product is annotated as Der1-like family-domain-containing protein. Gene Ontology annotation, biological process: endoplasmic reticulum unfolded protein response. NCBI's taxonomy places the organism in Eukaryota, Fungi, Mortierellomycota, Mortierellomycetes, Mortierellales, Mortierellaceae. Gene Ontology annotation, molecular function: misfolded protein binding; ubiquitin-specific protease binding. Gene Ontology annotation, cellular component: Hrd1p ubiquitin ligase ERAD-L complex; endoplasmic reticulum membrane. The record is from RefSeq and is a predicted model, not a curated record. Bases 1 to 759 code for a protein of 252 amino acids. The transcript is spliced from 4 exons.
AUGGCUGAAAACGAACUUCUUGCUGCGUACAGGAGUAUUCCUAUCGUCACUCGAUCAAUACUCACCGCCACUAUACUUCUCUCGCUGGCUCCAGCAUUCGGGAUACUAUCUUAUCAACUCCUGUUUCUUAGUUGGCCACAUGUCAUCUACAGAUUUCAGCUUCAUAGACUGUUGACACCGUUCUUUGUCAAAGGAUUGGACUUCAACAUGUUGUUUGAUCUUUAUUUCCUGUAUACAUAUGGAAUCCAACUCGAGACCACAACAUUUGCGGGUCGAUCUGCAGAUUUCGCAUGGUUUAUCUUGUUCACGUCAAUUAUUUCUACUAUCGGUGGACAUUUCUUGAAUCUUGUCAUGUUAUCACAGUCGCUGUUGCUCGCAGUGAUCUACCUCUGGGCCCAAUCCAACUCGGAAAGGAUAGUAUCUUUUAUGUUUGGCUUUCAGUUCAAGGCGAUCUAUUUCCCUUGGGUCCUGAUCGCGUACUCAUUCGUUAUUUCAAGAGCGGUUGUUCCCUGGGAUAUGAUUGUGGGCAUUGCAUCUGCUCAUCUGUACUACUUUUUGAAUCAUGUAUACCCUGGGAUGGGAGGACCCCGUUUGAUUCCAACACCUACUCUGCUCUAUAAACUGUUGCCACGUCAGGAAGUUGCAGGAGCAACAUUUGCAAGCAAUGGGGAGACUGCUAAUAUGUACCGAGUCAACACAGCUGGCGGCUCUGGAUCUGGAGGAGGACAUCAAUGGGGACGUGGCCAUCGCCUUGGUUGA